Molecule: messenger RNA, 1856 nt
Organism: Penicillium subrubescens
Lineage: Eukaryota; Fungi; Ascomycota; Eurotiomycetes; Eurotiales; Aspergillaceae
Exons: 4
Coding region: 1593-1856 (87 amino acids)
Source: RefSeq, a predicted model, not a curated record
CACUUCCGUUCAUCAACGCAGCGUCAACACCAUCCUCACCAUCCUCACCGUCCUCACCGUCCUCACCAUCCUCACUGUCCUCACCAUCCUCACCAUCAACACCGUCAACACCGUCAACACCGUCAACACCGUCAACACCGUCAACACCGUCAACACCGUCAACACCGUCAACACCGUCAACACCGUCAACAAGCAUCUCAAUAUCCGUGAAUUACAUGGGAGACACCGCCGUGAACAAAUGCUUCUAAUACUGACGGGUCGCCUGUGAUCUAAUUGUCUCCAUUCGAUAAGACAAUAUUGAUAAGUCAGAAUCGAGAAUUUGUCUUCAUUGCAACGCUACUGUAUCGAUUUCUCCCAUGGUUCGGGCUACAUGGUUCGGGCUACAUAAUGUACCCAGAGAUGAGUCGUGCAGGUCUUGGCUUCUUCAAGCGCCGAAGCGACACUUGAAUACUGGUCCCUAGCACCACGGAGAGGUGCCUGCAUGUCGCUAGAGGAUCAUGGUGUAGACCCUGGCCCCAGGUCCUACCCGAUCGAGCACGCUUUUACAAACACAGGGCUCAUGGUCUGUGAGGGAGGAUGUUGGUAAAGCAGACCUCAAGCUGCGAGGAUUUUGUCAUCACAGAUCCUAUCUGCGGAGUUCACUUCGUAACGCAGCGCCCCCCUGUGAGGAUUUUGUCAUCACAGUUCCUAUCUGCGGAGUUCACUUGUUAUCGCAGCGCCCCCCUGCGGAGGUCCUUGGUUGCGCAGCUCUCCCCUGCGAAGUCCCUUGGUUACGCAGCUCUUCCCUGCGGAGGUCCUUGGUUGCGCAGCUCUCCCCUGCGGAGUCGCUUGUUGUCGCAGUCGUCUUCUGCGGAGGUCCUUGUUUUCGCAGCUCUCCCCUGCAGAUUCCCCUGAUAACGCAGAGCGUGUCCUCCGAGAGGACGUAUCCCCCACUUCACUGGGCUCAUGACAGUGAAUGCUAAGACCAAAAAGAUUUGAACUCUACGGGCAGACAAGACCGUGCCGUCUCGGAGGAUGAGGAUGGAAGUCCUGAAUUUCCUAGACCGGUUGUGGAGUGUCCUUUUAUGCAUUUUCGCCUACGGAUGCUCGUAGCUGCCAGAUAUGCAAAAUCUAUGGGAGAAGUGGUGGACUGCACUGUAAAUCUGUAGGAAACACUUCGUUUUUGCCGCCAGUUGAGGUGAUUCAAACAUCCGUUGAAGUAUGCGAUCUAGAGUUUGCAGCCAAUCUCGCCAAGCGCCCCACUUCGAACCGUGGCGUGCAUGAAUCUAGACGGGGCCACCCUCGGAACCACAUCUUGGCGGCUGCAUCUCAUAUUCAAGAUGUUUACGGUGAAUCACCUUCAACGGUCGUUGAAAAGCGCGUUAACCGAGCGUUGAGCAACAUUGGUUGCGUUUGAAAAAUGCCUGGAAAGAGGAAGAUUCUCCCGGUUACGUGGCCAGCCUAGUCGACUAUACAGGUACCUGCGGUCCAAUUGCCAAUUUUUUAAACGGUCUAUCAGACUAGGUCUUCGCCCCUUACACUACGGAACGCCGGGACAGCACAAUGCCGAAGAUAACGCGGCGAAUCCGAAAGCGAGAAUUGUCUGGUGGAAAAUGCGUCAAGAGGAUGUCGCGGCCUGGCCAGGAAAUGACUGUCCAUCAGACAUCUCCGCUCGCCCGCGUGCGUUCACGACCGGAAACCAUAAGAAUGCUCAGAUGUUUCGUCCGUUCCCUGCAAGAAAAACCCGUGUCCGGUUAGAACACAAUUCGGAUGAUGCCAACGUCUUUUCACUGACUGUUGACCAGAAGUACUCUACGCAUUAUAUUCUCUCCUCGGGAUACCAGAGGGCCGGGUUCCGUUUCCGGUACAGCCUAUGA